This is a messenger RNA of Heterobasidion irregulare TC 32-1, 1104 nucleotides long. RefSeq lists its product as uncharacterized. NCBI's taxonomy places the organism in Eukaryota, Fungi, Basidiomycota, Agaricomycetes, Russulales, Bondarzewiaceae. Gene Ontology annotation, cellular component: nuclear pore outer ring. The transcript is spliced from 6 exons. Gene Ontology annotation, molecular function: protein binding. Bases 1 to 1104 code for a protein of 367 amino acids. The record is from RefSeq and is a predicted model, not a curated record.
AUGGACAUCCGACAUCCUCUCCCCGAACACAUACACGUCCUCCGCGCGUGCUACAACGACGACGCGCCGGAUUUUGUCGCCCUGGGUGGUGACCACUCGGUCCAUGUCUAUCUCAUCUACGAGUCCUCAGCCACUCUUGUCGCGUCAUUUCAUGUCGGUUCACGGAUAACGGCUCUCGCAUGGUCUUCGCGCUCAGUGUCGCCCUCUCAUUCUGACCAGUGGAUUAUUGAACUCGCAGCCGCCUCUGCAGACUUUGGCCUACAUCUCCUAACAAGGUCCCACCAUAUCAAUGCCAGUGAGGAUAUAUUUCCUUUCGGUGGGGGUCUCUCCGGCCACCAUGGACGGGUGAACGAUAUGACCUUUUGCGGAGGCAGCACCGAUGACAGUGCGAAAUAUGUUGCCACCGUUUCUGACGACAAAAUGCUCAUGGUGUGGGAUCUACAUCCGAAAGUUGACGCCCCUGCUUUACAAACACCGACUCCUGCCACUUCUCCUGAUCCUAAUCCUCCUCUCCUACAGCCGCUCGCUUGGGCUGUCCCUUUCCCUCAUCCCCUUACCAGUGUCAACGCUCACCCCUCCGCCAGCAAAGAGCUGAUCGUGUCCGACAGUCGUGGCUCUAUCUUUCUCACUGAUUGGCGCAGCGAAACCAACAAACCGAGUGUCAUUGAGCUCGUCGAACCCCGCGCGCUUGCUGACAUUGCCACAGGCGCGUUUUCUAACUGGUCAGGGUCUGUUUCGUGGCGCCGCGACUCCGUUGAUAUCGUAGGCGCUACGUGUGGCCCUCGUUUCGCUAUAUGGGACUUGGCCAAACUGCAGGGCGGAAAACCCACGGUUACAGGCAUGAGUUUUCCCGAAGGAGGACAUCGUUUCAGAUGGUGUCAGACCUUCCCAGACUAUUUCGCCAUCUCGACUCGUUCGCCGUCCAAGGGCGCCGUCAUUCAUGUCUACAACUAUUCGUAUGUUCAAGCAGAGCCAACAGUGUUCAAUAUUGGCCCCCGACCUCUACGAGUUCAAGAUUUCGAUUUUCUGGCGAUGAAGGGCAUUCCAAGGAUAGUUGCUGUAGUUGAGAGGCAGCUGAUCGUAUUUUAUAUAGGUGUUGAUUAA